UCUUUGCUUUUCUCUGUUCUCAUGUGAUCCGGCUAAGUCCCAAACAUUGCAGGGAAGGGAGAUCCUGCAAAGAACCGUGGAUUUUGUCCAGAAUCAUUUAAACCUAGAGGUGAUUUAUGGUGACACGGAUUCAAUCAUGAUUCACAGUGGACUAGAUGAUAUCGAAGAGGUCAAAGCCAUUGGAGCAAAAGUCAUCCAAGAGGUCAAUAAAAAGUAUAGAUGUCUGAAGAUUGAACUUGAUGGCAUAUAUAAGAGAAUGCUUCUUCUUAGAAAAAAGAAGUAUGCCGCCAUCAAGUUGCAGUUCAAGGACGGGAAGAUUUGCGAGGAAAUUGAAAGGAAAGGUGUGGACAUGGUUCGUCGAGAUUGGAGCUUGCUCUCCAAGGAAAUUGGAGAUGUAUGCUUGGCUAAAAUCUUGUGUGGAGGGUCGUGUGAGGAUGUUGUUGAAGCAAUUCAUAACGAACUUAUGAAGAUAAAAGAGGAAAUGAGAAAUGGGCAAGUUGCACUUGAGAAGUAUGUCAUCACCAAGGCAUUGAGUAAGUCACCAGAAGCUUAUCCAGAUUCCAAAAGCCAACCACACGUUCAGGUCGCGCUCAGAAUGAGGCAACGUGGUUAUAAAGAAGGUUUUAGUGCUAAGGAUACCGUACCAUAUAUAAUCUGCUAUGAACAGGGUAAUCCUAGCUUAGCAAGCUCAGUAGGGAUCGUCGAACGUGCCAGGCAUCCGGCUGAGGUGAAAUCAGAAGACAGCAGAUGGUUGGUUGACAUAGAUUACUACUUGGCACAGCAGAUUCAUCCGGUGGUAUCUCGUUUAUGCGCAGAGAUUCAGGGCACAAGUCCUGAGAGGUUAGCCGAGUGUUUAGGACUUGACCCAUCAAAGUAUCGAAGCAGAUCAAACAUUACUACGGGCAGUGAUCCUUCUACAUCCCUCUUGUUUGCUACGAGCGAUGAAGAAAGAUAUAAAAGCUGUGAGCCGUUAGUAUUAGCAUGCCGUAGCUGCUCAACUGCUUUGAACUGUCCAUCGAUUACUAGCUCAGUUUGUGCGUCGAUCUGUAAGAAAUCUGAUACAGAGGAAUCUGAUUCUAUAUUCUGGCUUAAACGGCAUUGCCUGAAAUGCGAAGCAGAAGGUAGCACGAGAAGAAUAUCCCCUGCAAUGAUAGCUAACCAGGUGAAAAGGCAGAUUGAUGGGUUUGUGUCAAUGUACUACAAAGGCAUAAUGAUGUGUGACGAUGAGUCUUGCAAAUACACGACACGCAGCCCCAACUUUCGUCUGCUCGGUGACCGUGAACGGGGAACAGUUUGCCCAAACUAUCCUAACUGUAAUGGAACCUUCUUAAGAAAGUACACUGAAGCAGACUUGUACAGGCAGCUAUCCUACUUUUGCCAUAUCUUAGACACACAAUACUCUCUAGAAAAGAUGGAUGUUGGUGUCAAAAUUCAAGUAGAGAAAGCAAUGACGAAGAUAGGACCUGCGGUUGAGUCAACAGCAUCCAUGGCUCGAAGUAUACGAGACCGCUGUGCCUACGGAUGGCUGCAACUGACAGACAUAGCCGUUUGAGAGUUGUAAUAACCGUAGUUGAACUUAUAUCAUCUUUUGACAUCAUCUACGGAUGGCUGCUACUCGGUUGUGUUCACACAUAAAGCUUAUUAUUAUCGUAGCACUUUGAAAUACAAGACUCGAACACAACCUUGAGAGUCA
Arabidopsis lyrata subsp. lyrata is the source of this 1693-nucleotide messenger RNA. RefSeq names its product DNA polymerase alpha catalytic subunit-like. The transcript is spliced from 14 exons. The coding region runs from base 137 to 1552 and encodes 471 amino acids. Gene Ontology annotation, cellular component: alpha DNA polymerase:primase complex. Gene Ontology annotation, biological process: leading strand elongation; lagging strand elongation; mitotic DNA replication initiation. The record is from RefSeq and is a predicted model, not a curated record. Gene Ontology annotation, molecular function: DNA-directed DNA polymerase activity; pyrimidine nucleotide binding; single-stranded DNA binding. Lineage: Eukaryota; Viridiplantae; Streptophyta; Magnoliopsida; Brassicales; Brassicaceae.